UGCAAAAUAAGGUCAACACAUUCCACACUUCUCUCUCCUUCUUGACCUUUUCCCCCCAACAAACUAAACCACCAUGGAUGAUAGCAAUUCAUCAACCCCAUCAUUACCACUAAUCCAUGAUUUUAGCCUUGAUUUUGUUGAGCAAGAUUUGAACUUUAAUCAUGUUAUUGAGAUGUUAAGAGGGUCAGAAACCUCUGAUCCAUCUAGUAUUUGUGUUAAUCAAAACUUUGACCCUCUUUCUUUAACCCCAGAUAAUAAUUAUGGCAUGAAUUUCUAUCAAAUCCCUCAAGAUAAUGUUUUCAACAACUUUAGCUCUCCAACCAUGUCUUGUACUAAUAAUUCGUUGCUCAACUCUUUAUCUGGAUUCGAUGAUGAAACGGUGAGAGGAGAAGAUGAAGAAGAAGAUGAUGACGAUGAUGAUGACAACUAUUUGGAGGCCGGAGAACAUUCUUCGGCCACCACGAAGACGACAACGAAGAAAGGGAAGCUUGAUCGUUCCAGAACGUUGGUUUCGGAGAGAAAGAGGAGAGGAAGAAUGAAGGAGAAGCUCUAUGCUCUUCGUGCCUUGGUUCCUAACAUUACUAAGAUGGACAAGGCAUCAAUAGUUGGCGACGCGGUGUUGUACGUGCAAGACUUGCAAAUGCAAUCAAAGAAGCUAAAAUCUCAAAUAGAAGGCCUUGAAUCAUCUUUGAAAGCUGCAGAUAGAGGCCAAGGUUUUGCUGAUAACCCUAAGAAAAAUGCUUCUCUUGACCAGUUUAUACCAGUUUGUAAGAUAAUUAUGCAGAUGGACGUGCUUCAGAUUGAAGAAAGAGAAUACUAUGUGAAGGUGGUUAGUAACAAAGGUCAAGGUGUAGCAGCAGCCUUAUACAAGGCGCUUGAUUGUUUAACGAGUUUUACAAUCCGAAAUUCAAGCUUAAGCACUCUUUACGACCAGUUUGUACUUACAUUUACCCUAAACGUUGCAAAAUGUAGGGAAGAAUUUAACUUGCCUAACAUGAAAGUGUGGAUAAGCGGAGCUCUUCUUAACCAAGGAUUUGAAUUUCAAUGUUUUUAAUUAACUAAUUAUUUGUGUACAAUUCUAUUUGUGUCGAUGUAUAUCUCUUUGGUCGACUGUAUUACUUUUAACCUGCUAUUGUCUUCGUAUAAUUUACUCUUAACGUAAGAUAUGAAUCGCCUUCCCUUCAAAAUAAUAUAUAAAAAAAAGAAAAAAAAUCGCCUAAGUACAUAUGUCGACUUCAAUUCAAUGCUUUAAAACCUAUUUCACUAUUUGCUUUGCUAAUUAGAUACUAUGUAUUUAAUUAAAUGCUACAAGUAUAGAAGAAUAUCCUACCUA
Messenger RNA from Spinacia oleracea (spinach), 1333 nucleotides. RefSeq names its product transcription factor FER-LIKE IRON DEFICIENCY-INDUCED TRANSCRIPTION FACTOR. Bases 74 to 1054 code for a protein of 326 amino acids. Gene Ontology annotation, biological process: regulation of DNA-templated transcription. The transcript has 4 exons. The record is from RefSeq and is a predicted model, not a curated record. Gene Ontology annotation, molecular function: DNA-binding transcription factor activity; protein dimerization activity; sequence-specific DNA binding. Gene Ontology annotation, cellular component: nucleus. Lineage: Eukaryota; Viridiplantae; Streptophyta; Magnoliopsida; Caryophyllales; Amaranthaceae.